CUAGCUGUGUGAUGCUACUACGAGUUUCGUUCCAUUCUACGUCACUGAUAUGGCCACACAAAUAGUGGUUUCCUCUGAAAAUUCCCAUGACCACUCAUAUCAGUUUGAAGCUAUCUGCUGUGUCAGAUCAGUCUCUGUGUGGAAUGUUAAAUGUCACUUUGACUUCCUUUUUUUCAAACAUGUAUAUUCCAAACAGCCUGUUGCACAACUAUAGACUCUCUCAGCCAGUAUGACCAGCUGAAGAUUAACUUGUGUGCUGACUGAAAUGGCAUGUACUCACAUGCAACAAUAGAGUAGAGGCACGUGGUGUAUUUCCCAUGACCACACCUCCUACAUCAAUAGACUCUAAUAAAGAGGUGCAUCGUCUGCCCCUGGUCAGUUUGCAGCUGUGUAUGAACUUAUGGAGGAAGCAGUGACCAUUGUUUCCCGGCUGCAGUGGGGAGCAGCUGCCCCUCGAAACAAAGAGACUUUGAAAGCUGCUGCUCAGAGAGCGGUCAUACACCACACUGCCAUUGAAAGCUGCAAAAGCCAAAGCGACUGUAUGCGCCAAGUUAAAAGCAUUCAGAAAACACACAUGCAGGAAAGAGGUUUUGAUGACAUUGGAUACAAUUUUCUUGUUGGAGGCGAUGGCACCCUGUAUGAGGGCCGUGGCUGGGGUGUGGUGGGGGCACAUGCCAAAGGCAACAAUCAUGACUCACUAGGGAUUGCUUUCCUGGGUAAUUUCAACAAUGACACACCAAGCAGAGAGGCUUUACAGUCAGUCAAACGGCUGCUGCAGUCUGGAGUUUCCCAUGGAUUUUUACAUCCAGAGUUUGUCUUGUUUGGGCACAGAGAUCUGGGAAACACAGAAUGCCCAGGAGCAAAACUUUACGCUGUACUGUCACAACUGAGGGACGCCACAUAAACCUCAUUACAGAAUGGCUGGAAAAUUCUGUUACCUUCAUGUGAUCUCAAUCUGAAUAUGACACAAAAAAAGAUCACAACAGGAGCAUUGUAUAUCUUUUUAUUAUUCAUUGUUUUUUUGGUGGGGGGUUUCAAUUCAUGUUUACAUUUACAGUCUUUUGAGUAGUUCAGACAUAAUGUGUUGCUCAAUAGGACGUCCUGCAGGUUUCACAUCCUGUCAGGUGUUUCUCAUACAGCAGAGGGUGCUAUUAUAGCAUGGAGUGGUGAACUUUUCAGGGGGUUUGUAGAUCUUACUUCUCCAACUGACCAUGAUUACACUUUAACUUGAAUGCAUGCAAGGUUCUCACUUCAUUCUUUGUGUUACAUUUUUUCAAUUUGCCAUGCCAUUUUUCAGAAGACUUAAUGUACUAAUAUGGAGUGCAAAGUAUUUUCCUAAAGAAUGGAUUGGUUGAUAUGUUUUUGGUGGAGCGUACUGUAACUGUUCAGAAUUAUAGAAAAUUCUCUGCUGUUAUGUAAAAUGCACUUGAAUAACAUAUGUAUGUGUAAUAUUUUUUAUGUGCAAUAAAGGAAUUAUUUAGUUUC
Sphaeramia orbicularis (orbiculate cardinalfish) is the source of this 1485-nucleotide messenger RNA. It is a transcript of the gene pglyrp5, whose product is annotated as peptidoglycan recognition protein 5. Gene Ontology annotation, biological process: peptidoglycan catabolic process; innate immune response. Gene Ontology annotation, molecular function: peptidoglycan binding; zinc ion binding; N-acetylmuramoyl-L-alanine amidase activity. Lineage: Eukaryota; Metazoa; Chordata; Actinopteri; Kurtiformes; Apogonidae. The record is from RefSeq and is a predicted model, not a curated record. The transcript has 4 exons. The coding region runs from base 401 to 904 and encodes 167 amino acids.